Molecule: messenger RNA, 1266 nt
Organism: Lasiodiplodia theobromae
Lineage: Eukaryota; Fungi; Ascomycota; Dothideomycetes; Botryosphaeriales; Botryosphaeriaceae
Product: Cytochrome P450
Exons: 6
Coding region: 1-1266 (421 amino acids)
Molecular function (GO): iron ion binding; heme binding; monooxygenase activity
Source: RefSeq, a predicted model, not a curated record
AUGCUCACUGGAGCGCGCCGGUCUCUUCGUUCUGGGUCCUACGCCUUCGCUAUCGAUUUGAGUGUCAGUUCUUACGACGAUGGUGUCCGUGUCAUCUAUGGAGGCGGAUUUGACAAACCUGGCUACUUCGAUUUCUACAAAUACUUUGGCGAACCCAACGCAUUUUGUAGCCUUCUCAAAAGGGACCACGCCGUUUAUCGCCGACGCGUGUCCAGCGUCUACUCAAAAAGUGCACUUUACAACUCAGAGCAUUUGAUGGACAUCACUAAGAAGUUACUGGGCGCGACUUUCCUUCCUAUGAUCCAGGGUUAUGCCGACUCAUCCUCCUCUGUAGAUAUGCUGACGAUGACAUAUGCCCUCUGUCUGGAUUGGGUUGAUUCGUUCAUCUUUGGCUAUUCAAGCAUCAACAAACUACUUCGACCAGAUGGCAAUGACGUCAACAUCUUCCUCAAGUACUACGAGGAACGAUAUUCCAAAGAGGCCUUUUGGCUGCAGGAGCUCCCAGCAUUGUCGAAGCUGGUCACCAAGCUGGGCUUCUCCAUCAUUCCGAAAGAAGGAAAAGAGGCUACUCGAUGGCUCGAGGAUUGGCUGCAGCAGAUGUGCGACAGAGCAGAUGCGGCCAUGGAAAAGGGUGAUCUCCUCGAUGCUGCCAACGUACCCAUUGUAUACCAGCAGGUGAAGCAAGCAGUGAACAGAGACUGCUCCGAUGACAGCGAGACCACAAGGAAGCGCAAGAUUGCCAGUGAGCUUUUCGAUCACAUGUCAAGCGCCCGUGAAGUCUUAGGACUGGUCUUGGGAUACGCAAUCUUCUACCUCUCGGGCAAGCCAGAAGUGCAGUCGAAGUUACGGGAGGAGCUCCUCGGCUUGAGCUCGCCGAUCACUGCGGGUACUAGCGAGUCUCAGCUACCAACACCGUCUUCCCUCGAUGAUCUACCGUACCUUGAUGCUGUUAUAAAGGAAUCGCUCCGAAUGCGCCCAACAAGCACUCCGUUGCCGCGCGUAACGCCCACAGACAAAGCAGUCACGCUUGGUGGAUUCGAGAACAUCCCGCCGGGAACGCGGGUCAAUACCUUCCAAUGGUUCGUGCACCGUGAUCCCAGGGCGUGGUCGAAUGUGGACGAGUGGAUCCCUGAGAGAUGGCUUUCCGGCAACGAUGGAUCAGAUUCCGGAGUCCUGUGGCCCUUCGUUACGGGUUCAAGGAUGUGCUUAGGAUCACAUCUUGCUGGAUACAGUAUACGUCUAGGCAUGAAGAGCCCGGAUCGUUAG